Messenger RNA from Perca fluviatilis (European perch), 9741 nucleotides. It is a transcript of the gene klf7b, whose product is annotated as Kruppel-like factor 7b. The record is from RefSeq and is a predicted model, not a curated record. The transcript is spliced from 4 exons. The coding region runs from base 378 to 1307 and encodes 309 amino acids. Gene Ontology annotation, biological process: regulation of transcription by RNA polymerase II. NCBI's taxonomy places the organism in Eukaryota, Metazoa, Chordata, Actinopteri, Perciformes, Percidae. Gene Ontology annotation, molecular function: DNA-binding transcription factor activity, RNA polymerase II-specific; RNA polymerase II cis-regulatory region sequence-specific DNA binding.
GAUUGCAGCGCGGUCCAGUCUGCUGCUGGAAGAGCAAACCUGGCAACCUGGCAGCUUGUCCGGAGACCGUUGGCAAUCUGGCAAUGCGGAAAUAGAUCUGGCACCCCCGAGCACGGACUGAGGAGAGAGGCGUGACUGAGCGAGCAGAGAGGAGAGUGGAUUGCACUGGCAAAGAUAAAAUAAUCAACUAUUUCUUUCCUGUUAGCUUUUUUUCUUUUUUAAAUAAAGUGCUCAGGUGCGCUCGUCUGCAUCGGCUGGGAUUUUUCCAGCAUUUGUUUUUCAACCUGACAAGUCUGGGAAGAAGGAAAGAAGAAGUGUGUUUUUAUCGUUUGGAUUCCGGACUUCUUUACUGACUUUUCCUUUUUUUUGCAUCAAGCAUGGAUGUGUUGGCGAAUUACAGUAUUUUCCAGGAACUCCAACUCGUUCAUGACACUGGUUAUUUCUCUGCGAUGCCUUCCCUGGAGGAGAACUGGCAGCAGACAUGUCUCGAGCUGGAGCGCUAUCUACAGACGGAGCCCAAGAGACUCUCAGAGCUCUUUGAUGAGGAGCUGGACUGUCUCUUAACGCCGACCUUCAUACAGGGCGGUGACAGUGAUGAGGACCUGAUGGACCCCCUCCUCCCCAGCCUCCCUGACCAGCCCAGCCCACCUCCACUACUGAUAACCCUCCCCAAGGUCCAGGCCAAAAUCCUCCAGGUGCCCAACCCCAGCAGGACCCAAGCAGAGGCAGGGACUGAAACCCUCACACCAAAGGACCAAGUCCUCGCAGGAGUCAGUGCCGCACAGCUCAGUGCCGCUGUUACAUCCCUUACACCGCCAUCGUCACCAGAGCUCGGCCGCCACCUCAUCAAGCCCACACAAACACUGACUGCGACGGCGGACGGUACACUAACGCUCAAAUUUGUGGCAAAGAAGGUAGGGUUUGGGGCGGCUAAACUGGUGGCAGCACGAGCGUUACCAUCGCCGCCAAGCCGUGGAGGAGCCCUCAGUGACAGCGAGCAGGGAGGAGGAGGAAGUCUUGGAGGAGACAUACCAGAGAACAAAAAGAGAGUCCACCGGUGCCAGUUUAAUGGCUGCAGGAAGGUUUACACCAAGAGCUCCCAUCUGAAGGCACAUCAGAGGACUCACACAGGUGAGAAGCCCUAUAAGUGCUCAUGGGAGGGCUGCGAAUGGCGUUUUGCCCGCAGUGACGAGUUGACACGACACUACCGCAAACACACCGGAGCGAAGCCAUUCAAGUGCAACCACUGCGACAGGUGUUUCUCUCGGUCGGACCACCUGGCCCUGCACAUGAAGAGGCACAUCUGAGGGAAAAAAUAAAAGGAGUGGGAGAGGAGAAGAAGCAAGAGGAGAAAAAGGAGGAGGAGGAGAAGAGAUAGGAGGAGAGAGGGAUGGGCAGUCGAGCUAUACCGCCCUCCUCGUUCACCCCAUCCAUACCCCAUCCGUCGGCGGCCAUGACGCCUGCAGGGCAGCGCAUCCAUCUGGGAGGGCCAUAAAGAUCAAACGGACUGACGGCCCUUUGAUUGGAGACGGGGGUUAGAGGAAAACGAGGAGUAGCUAGAUUGUUGUUUUUCUUUAAAAUCACACAUAUUCGCACACUUGCAAUAGUGAACACUCAACACACCCGUCUUUGAAUGCAUCAUCCCGGUGAACCCCGGCUGCUCUCAUGCGGCUCUGGGGACUUGGACACUGCCAAACCAACAUAUACUUAACUUGCUUGAUGAAACAUUACGCAGCCUUUUUAUCUUUCUUUGUAGUCAGUGUGCUUAAACCAUAAAGUCACUUUAGGUGAGGAGAUAGUUCAGUGGGGAAACUUUGAAUAUCCAUGUAGUCAGUUGUAAGUGCUUUACCGGCUUUUGAAAUCAAAUACUCAACUUUUUUCAUUGUUUUUUAACGUUUCUCAUACACGGGACACGGAACCAUCAUCUGCCGCAGUCAGCUCCAGUAAUCUAUGUGAAGAAAACAACAACAAACAACAAAUCUGCAGGAGAGAGACUGUAUGGAUUGACUUCUAGCAUAGCUGACAAUCGAACCCAGGGCUCGGACACCGGGUGUUUUCCGUGCACCCAUGGGACCUCGGUCAGCGGGUGCUGCUGCAACUCUCAGGCUCUCCUCCAGUGGGUGUUUGCAUCUCUCACCUUCACUGAGACGCCUGCUGCCUCCACAGGCUAACUGACAGAAAUGCGCAGCGACACUUUCUUCCCUUUUUUUCUACUUAGAGGACGAUCAUUCUUCUUAUUGUUGUUAUUACAAAGAAUGACACUUUGUUCUUUUCUCUCUUGGAGAAAAUGUCUUAAAAAUCACUGAAUUGUGUUUGAGAAAAAAACUCAAAAUCUAAGAUGACUUCAACGGAAUGUGUGGGAUGAGAAGGAGAGCGUUGUUGGUCUUUUAAUCCCCAUGUGCACCGGUUCUGCUUCUGCAGUCUGUGAGCAACCAGUGGAUGAACAAAAAAAACGAAUCAUACCAACUCUCAGAAACGGGAUUUGUAUUUUUGUUGGACUAAAAUAAAAGCAGAAAGCAGAGAGGUCUUCAGUUGUUCGUGCUGCUCUUUCUGCCCUGCGAUUCACUCCAGCUGAAAAACACAACCCUUGCAUGACCUUUUGUGGUCUCGCACUCUACCGGAGUCAGGCGGAGGUUUCGCAAAAGAAUGGAAACCUGUUUUUUCUUCUUUCUUUGUUUUUUUUGUUGAUUCUGAGAGCCAUCCUGGAGCUCUUUCACAGACUCUGAGAUCUCAUCUCCCCGGCACCACUGCAGGGCAUGAACAGAGGCUGAAGAGCUGCUUUUUGGUUACUCACUCAGCUUACUGGGACGCCAACCGACCUUUGUGUGGUGGUUCCGAACAGACACGGUCACGUUGCCCCGGUCAAAUUUUGCCUGUUUCGUAUCCAUUGACUGCACUGACUUCUUUUCAAUGUUAUCUGUGCUUUUGUUUCCAACAGCGAUAAAAGGAACACAAAGAAAAAAAAAUCAUAAAAAGACUUGAAAAAAUACGACACAAAAAAACAAUUCUGUCUCGCUCUACACAUUGUAUACAGAACAAGCACACAUAUUCCAUCAACACACACACACACACACACACACAGACAGACUACCAGUUUCUUUGCUCACGGCUCCUCUUGAGAUAAGACUAAUAAGAUUUAGGAAAAUAAUUAUUAAACUAAUGAACAGAGUUGGAAAACAAAACACUGCAUGGCAGGCUUUAUUGCAAACACACAUACACCAGCUCAUGUACACACACACACACACACACACACACACACACACACACACACACACACACACACACACACACUUCCUGGAAUUAUACGUUCUGCUCCCAGAUCUUUCUUCACAGUAGGAAUUUAGCAACUGUUGUUUAGUAGAAGAGGAUCUUAGCUCUCGGCUGGAGGUAAAAAACUAUUUCAAAUCCUUUGAAGUGAGAAAUCAGCUUGUUCUCAGUUCCAACAAUCACCCACAUAUCCCUCGCUACAGUUUGUGCCUCUCAUUUAAUCUGCGUUUUUUUAAUUCAGAGAGAGGGUAUAAACUAGUAAGUAAAAACAAUUGCAGCAGGCCGUUAAGCAAAACAUGUUGAAAACGUGUCCAUAAUCCUCAAACUCCUUUCUAUCCUGCCUCUCAUCUACAGUGAAUUUGAAUGUCUUGACCCAAACACAGCUUUCCAAUUAUUGAAAGUCCUGAAAUGACUAAAUCGACUUAAAGAUACAGUUAUUUAACCUGGAAAUCAGGUUUCAUAGGCAAACUGUCAUUGGGAUCACAAGCUCCUUAAACUUGUUUAAUGUUGAUGUCCCCAUAACAUAUAUUUUGUUAUUGGAGGAUUAAGUCUUGUGGUAACACCAACAUUAAUGUUGGUGAUAUUUUGCACAUAUUUCAAUUAAUUUAAACAGAAUCAUCACAGUGAGAGAAUUGACUCGUAAGAAGUAAACCUCCGUGCUUUGACACACUAAUUUGCUAAAUAAAGAAGUAAAUAAAUGCAGUUUAAUGCCCAAAGCAUUUCGGUGGGAUUAUAUCUAACAGCUGUUUGCUAAUUCGCUAGCUAGUAAUACAGCUAGCUCACUAGCUACUAAAACAGCUAGCGAACUAGCUAUUUAUACAGCUAGCAAACUAGCUAGGCUGUGGCGGUGCUUACAACUGCCACAAUGUACGAAGGAAUGUUGUUUUGCUACUUCUUUCUGUGUCAGAGUGCUUAGAGGUUUAUGGGCAUCACCUGCUGGGUUUUCAAAGCUAUAAUUAAUUGAAUUGUAUCUGCAACCUGAAUGUAAUCACUAACGCUAACAUUUCCAUUGUAAAACAAAUUAUGCAUGAGAGGCGAAAACUGUGGCGAGCACACAUAUCCACAACGCCUGCUUCCUUUGCUUAACGGUUGCAGAAAAAAAUUAACUUCCUUGUAAUCAGGGCAUUACUGAUACACACUGACACCGCUGCUCCAUCCACCCACCACCACCUAUAUGCCCCGUAGCACAUGCAAACAGUCUAAUACUUGCUGCUGCUGACUGGUGCAGCUGGGUGAGGGUGCAGGGUUCCUGAAGCGGGGGAUUUCACAUCCCAGCGUGCCCAGUCAAUGUGCCAGUCGGCCUUGCCAGCCUUCAUUAGGUGAAAAAGUGAAAACAUUCCCCUUCAAGCGGGUUUAUGGGGCAGCUUUGAACAAUCGAUACCAAAAACCUCCAGCGUGGAACUGCCCUUUAGCUACAGGCAGAGUCUCCCCGGUCAGGAGAGAUCAGCGGGAGACCGCCUCCAUAUGAGGCCUCUGUAUCCAGCGGCAGCUUUCUCUACUAACUCUCUGUUUCUGCUAAAUAUGACAUAACCAACACACGUUUGAGAUGAAUCCAGUGUUUCACUUUUUUUUUAUUUCACUGUUAGGUUUCUGUUACAAAAGCUAUAUUGAUGGUUGUUUUCUUCAGCUUGGAUGAUGCAAAGUCAUGCCAAAAUGUUGAGAUCUGCAAUGGGAUGUAGAAGGAGCCCUACUAUACAGGAAGUACAAUCAUAGAGGGAUGGGGAUAGUAGCACUUUUGAGGCUUUUGAUGGCAUGAAUGUGUAUAUUUGUGUAUGUAUGUGUCACCAUUAGGCAUACUGUGAGGGAAGCAGUGAUUCAGCAAAGUGGUUGAUAACAGAUUUUAAACUGCUGGCCAUGUGUGGGAGAAAUGUUGGUUGAUUAAUUUGCUGUUUGAAAAUGCUUUUUAAUCCAAGCAAAGGCUGACAAUGUGUUUAUUAUGUUUUAUUUGUUCUGACCCCUCAUUUGUUCAUAAAUUCAUUCAUUCAUUCAUAAUCAUGAAGCUCGAUGACUUGAGUCAAAGACAUGCAAACGUGCACUUUGUUUUAAUGCAUGCUAAAAUCAGACCCCUCGCUGCCAGAUUAGUUUAAAUGACACUUAUGGCUCAUUAUUUUUCUGUUUAUUUUUCUCCUUCCCAAAAAUCUCAGAAUGUAUCAGUAUUUGUUCUGAUUAUUGAAAGACUGGUGAAGAAUAAACAAUAAUACAAAUAUCUGGAUGUAAAUAAGAUCUUAAAAUACCAUUUGCAGCACAAACACUGUAGUUUCACCAUUUUGAAUGAGCUGCUAAUACCACAAGAGGACCUAUUUUACAGAAAACUGUGGGAAUCAGUCAGUGUCUUCUUGUAGUAGCAAACUUUUUCAUGCAUGGUCACCUGGAACUAAAAUUGAAUAAUGGUUUAAAUUGAUCGGCUUCUUUAAAAUAGUACAAUUUGUUUAGGUAAAAAUCAAUUAACAAUGAGAAUGAUGAGCCUUAAGUACACUCUAAAAGGAUCAACACAUGUCUGUGUUGUUUUUCGGGAUAACACAUUGAACAAUUGUGCCCCAAACUGCAUAGACAUACCAAGUUGUUGAAGAUUUCGUAUACCAAUUUAGAGUUAUUGUAGUAAGUAAUUGUAGUGCUGGCCAGCAUGCAACAAAUACAACUCAUGGGUUUUCUCCUCUUUAAUUAAAAUCUGUCUUGACAUCCGACAGAUCUCAAAGUCAAUUCAGAUACAACUUCACAUUUCGGAUCCAUCAUGUUGAAGCAGUUUUCUGUCACAGUGUUGCUCUGGGUCUCCUGUCGUCUCUCAGGCUCCUCCAAGCCAGCUAGCAGCCGUCCCACAGCUCUGAUUAGCAUUAGCACUCCCGGGUCCUCUUCUCUAGUUGCAGUUCAGCUAAUGAGAUAGCUUUGGGUCACAGGGAGACUGGUCUGGUCUGGAGAUGAGAAAAAAACAAAACAAUAGGGACCUUGGGCCGGACCGAUUCCAGCACUCCGUACCCAGUGGACAGAUUUGAUGUGAAACAAACUCCUGUUAGAUCCCGUUAGCAUCGUGAAAUGCCAGUAGAUAGUGAGAUAUUUGUCAAAGAGACUAAACUGUGAUGAAAAAAAGGAUUUAAAAAAUCAUUUACCCACACGAAUAUCCAAAUCAUUAAAUCAGCCCUUGCAUUCUAUCUCAUGGAUUACAAAUGAAAUAAAUUACCAUUUAUCUGCAAAGUCCCUACAGAUAUUUAAUCCACUCUGUGUCCCCCCAACCCUCCCUCUUCCUUCACGUGCUAUUAAUGUUUCCCUCCAUCACCCAUCUCUCCCUCUCUGUCCACAGCAGUUGUCCAUGCACUAUCAGCUGCAGGAAUGCUGAAUGCACACUUUACACAUUUUGCCCAAAGAUUUGCAUAUUUGCAAGUUAACUGCUGUGAAUGUACUAGAUGUAGAGGAAAGAGUCGAGAGGCAGAGACGCAGAAAACGAGUGUUGGAUGGAAGGAGAGGGAUUGUUUUUCUUACAUGAUCGUUCCAUUAAAUCUUAAUUACCGGUAUGCUCCAACUCUUCAUGCUUCAUAACAUUUUCAGUCUACUGUUAGCUGGAGCUGAACUCAUUGUUCACAAAAUAAUGUUCUCAUUGGAAUUAAAGGCAUGAAGUGAAGAAGCUUUAGUAUGUUGGCUUCUUAGCCCACUGCAAAUAAUAAUGUCAAGUCUUAUAGUUCAAAGUCCCAGGCUGGAAUCCUUUGAAAUGUUGAACUGUUGACUAUCAAAACCAAGUUUACCAUUCCCAUAUAUCAAAUGGUUAAAGUUCAAUGGAAAUCCAGACAAGAAGUUCAACACUUUGGGAUUUACUAAAGGCGCUUUUACACUGGCAGGUUAGUCCGAAUUUGGCAGUGGUUUACCUAAAAAUAUAAAGUUUUUGGGGGAAAGAAAUUACGCGCUCACCUAAAUGAGGUUGUUGCAAAUCAGAGCCAAACAAACUGUAGUACAGUUUGUGUUCAGUCAGGAAGCAGUUUGUACGCCACGACGAAAAACUUGUGAACAUGUCAUGGCAAAAUUAUUCUUGCAGAAUUCUGACUCAAACCAACAAACCCAGUGUGAAAACAGAUUUUAGACGUUGUCUUUGACCACAGCCAGUUGUUUGGACACAGUCCUUUGAGGCACCAGGCUUCAGUUUCCAGUUUUGUACCAUAUCACUCUGAAGAAGGAUUAUCACUUCUGGCAGCUUUUGUAAAUAGCGUGACAUCUUACACACAGGCCGCUCUGUGUGAAAUGAACCGUAUGUGGCGACAGCCCCGUCUCAGAUAUUUCAGCGUUUCUAUAGAUCUGCUUUAGUUCACGCAAACAUUGCACUACAUUAUCAUACUUAGCUAACGCACUCUCCAUGUGCACGCACUGCUAGCUUAGUCUGUUGGAGCACUUGGUCAAAUAUCCACUUAACAUUUGCUACACAUCCAGGAUGCACUUUUCCACCAAGAAUCAUUUACUACAGGUCCACUCGCAAUAGAUCAGAGUGACACAUCAACUUAAACCUCCAGUGAAAUGCCUUUUUUAUCACCGUUAUUACGGGGGAGUAUGUUGAACUUCACUAACAUUCAGUCAUGCUCUGACUUGGUUAAACUUUCUUGGUAUCAGUGGCAUCCCGGAGUGACUGUCUGUAACUACUGUGUUUGUCCAUGCUUGAUGUGUCCGUAUAUAAGAAAUUCACAGAUCUUUACCCCUUCCCUUUUGUCUGUAUAUUUCACCUCACCCACACCAAACCCUCUCCACCAAAACCACAAGAAGUCAGAGCCCUCUGUGGCCGAACACACUCAUAGUCUUCAGAUAUCCAGCUGUACUGCGAAGUAUUCGUAAGAGUUACGCAGCUUGGGAGCUCCCAGCAGUUCUUUGAUGAGACUGAAAUAACUUCUCCACCUUACCAGCUAAAUGUCAAGUCGUUCUGUACUGUUUAAGUUCACUCGACCCAUCCUUGUAGGUGAUUUGCCAUCUCUGUCAGUUUAGCUGCUCAGUUAGACCCUAAUGCCUGAUGCAUUCUUGUAGAGUACUUGGAGAUUGAGAACUAUGUUGAGAACGUUUGCCCAGUUGUUUGACCCCUCUAAGUAAAUGCAAAAAGGAUUUGUAUCAAAAACAUUCUGUUUGUCUCUGGCAUAGCUCCGUCAAACUUUACAGUACAGUUUUGUAUCUAAGGAAAUGGACAAACUUAGUAAUGGAAUUUGGCAUUACUUUUUUUGCUGAUUAACUUUCAAUUCCUGUUCCAACUGAACAAGCCAUGCUCAAGCUCUCACGGGAUCAAAGAUUUUCUUUAUUUCUGUCACAUUUUUUUUAUUUUACAAUCCUCAACAAGUCUAAUAGUCUAAAACAUGUUCUGGGGUGAAACCUGGAUCUUUUACAGAUUUAGAGAGAUUCAAUUUUUAUUUGGUAGAAAUCAAAGAAUCCCUCAUAUUGUCGAUCAACAACAUUUCGUUCCUCAGACCUUCAUAAGUGAUCGACUGUCUACGUGAUUCUUUAUUUUCUUGAAAAAGUUUCUGGAUUUUUUUCCCAAUAUGGGUCUUAUUUUCAUACUUUCGCCCAUCGUUUCUGUUGGUUAUGACAACAUGUGGCUGCCUAACAGCUGCUUUUCAGAGAUCUAGGACACGAUGGAAAAGACACAAGACACCUUUAAAUGUUGUUUCAUGUUCAAGUGCCAAACAUAAGUUUUAGCUAAUUGUGGCUAAACUUGAGGUUUUUCAAAUGUGCAUGAUGCUCAUCUUGCUUGCACAAGCGGAUGUUGUUGUAAAGCUGUUUUAAAUGCAAUCUCCAAAAUCUCUGAAAUGCAUCUGAUGAGUAAAAUAUUGAUUUAAUCAACAGGAAUGAUAGUCAGAAUAAGACUCAUGUUAAAAAGAAAAAUGAUUUGCCUUUAAGGUAAUAAGCAUUAGCAACCCAUACUCACAAUGAAAUUCUGUUGGGGACAAAAAAUGAUUUUGGUGCCAAUCCUGAUGCCAUUUAUUGGGGGGAAAGUGACCAAUCCAGUGUCGUCGUUUAGUGAAAGCUGUCUUUUAGCACCUUUAUAUCAUCACAGUGAACUCAAACCAUAACUGUUAAGGGUUCACAACUAUAUAUGUCCUGGGAUGAGUUGACAUGUAAAGAAAAGAGAAGACAGCAGGUGUGUUUUUACCAUCAGGACAUCCCUUUCACCCGUCGUACAGGGGCUCUGUUACUCGGAUACCUUUCAUAUUAACCUUUGAUCCAUAAACCUUCACUCCACAUCCGCCUUUCUCUCUCUGUUACAGUCACCUCUUUUGAUUUUUAGUUCUCUUGUUUUACUUAAAAAUUUUUGCUGUACAAAGUGUUUAAAAUAUUAUUUGUAUUAUAUGAUGUUAGUAUGGUAAUGUUCUUUAUUAAGGAAGAAGAAAAUUUAUUUUUGUUACUGGUCUGUUUCAUAAUUCUUUUCUAAAUUGGUAUUGUAAGAUAUCUAUGCAAGAACUGUUAAGUGGAGCAUUUUUAUUUAAGAAUGUAAUAUGUGUAAUAAAUGGUAGAAUCUGG